AUGAGAAACUCAGAGAGGCGUUGGCAGCUCAGAACUAGCUCAAGAGAGUUUUCAGGUCGAGAAAUUCCGAGCUGUUCAACGAAGGGAGAGUUUCUACUCAACCAGCAAAACCCGUCUCCAGAAUCUUUACUCCACAUAUCAAACCAGAAGCCACUGCUGUUGCCUUUGCAGCAUCUAGAAAUUUUUGAGAAUUAUCACCUAUCUGGAGAUCGGUGGCCGGUGGCUUCCAAAGCACAGUCGCCGGUCUCUCCUUUCUUUCUUCCUUCUUUCUCCCUCUCUUCUCCUCCGUCGCUCUGCUCGUGGAGGUUGUUUAUUUGGCUUUUGCUUUGGCUUCGCCUCUGGGCUCUAUCGUUUGUUUGUGCAGUCGCGGCGGACCGGUCGGCCGAUCUCUCGUGGUCCGGCUCAAUAGAGCGACGGAGCGGUUCUGCCGAUUCACCACAGAGCUCUGUUUGGCUGGUCGCUCCCUCCGGUGUUCUAGUUCACGAGUUUGGGUUUUAG
Molecule: messenger RNA, 498 nt
Organism: Microthlaspi erraticum
Lineage: Eukaryota; Viridiplantae; Streptophyta; Magnoliopsida; Brassicales; Brassicaceae
Source: the annotation of a GenBank genome assembly